Molecule: messenger RNA, 2591 nt
Organism: Etheostoma cragini (Arkansas darter)
Lineage: Eukaryota; Metazoa; Chordata; Actinopteri; Perciformes; Percidae
Gene: rab12
Product: RAB12, member RAS oncogene family
Exons: 6
Coding region: 194-922 (242 amino acids)
Biological process (GO): Golgi vesicle fusion to target membrane; regulation of exocytosis; protein localization to plasma membrane
Cellular component (GO): synaptic vesicle; plasma membrane; trans-Golgi network transport vesicle
Molecular function (GO): GTP binding; GTPase activity
Source: RefSeq, a predicted model, not a curated record
CGUAAUGUGGUUAAUGACGUCAUGACGGCUCUGGUCUCUAAUGGCUGAAUAACAACAACUGUCGGCGAGUGACAAACUUUCACAAACUUCUACUGAGACGAAAAGAAAGUUGUAAAUAGAAAAUUGUUUCGAGAGUAAACGAGUUUAGGCGCGUUUGUAUGUCAUUCUUGUAAGUACAAAUGUGGAAUUACUGAUGGAUUCUAGAUAUGACAUACAACGGAGGGCCGCCGGUGGUGGCGGGGGCUCAGCGAACUCUUCCCCCGCUCUAGGGGCUCAGUCGCGGCGCAGGAAGAUGCCUCCCAGACCCGCUGAUUUUAAACUUCAAAUUAUCAUUAUUGGCUCCCGUGGUGUUGGUAAAACGAGCAUUAUGGAGAGAUUUACCGACGACACUUUCUGCGAAGCUUGCAAGUCGACUGUAGGAGUUGACUUCAAAAUCAAGACAGUAGAGCUUAGAGGGAAAAAGAUCAGACUACAGAUAUGGGACACGGCUGGCCAGGAGAGGUUUAACAGCAUCACAUCAGCCUAUUACAGAGGCGCCAAGGGAAUAGUGCUUGUGUAUGAUAUCACAAAGCAGGAGACCUUUGACGACCUGCCCAAAUGGAUGAAAAUGAUAGACAAGUACGCCUCAGAGGAAGCAGAGCUUCUCCUGGUCGGGAACAAGCUGGACUGUGAAACUGAUCGUAUCAUCUCCAGACAGCAGGGAGAGAGGUUUUGCUCUCGAAUAAGUGGAAUGCGCUUCUGCGAAGCUAGCGCCAAGGAUAAUUUCAAUGUCGAUGAGAUCUUCCUGAAGCUCGUGGAUGACAUCCUUAGCAAGAUGCCUCUGGAAGUUCCUAACACAGAGUUUUCCAACAGUGUCCUGUCUCUGCAGCCUGAACCGGAAGUGCCUCCGGAGUUGCCGCCUCCCCGCAUGCGCUGUUGCUGAGAGUCAGAGUGGUCCCCCAUCCUACACACACACACACACACACACACACAACCACGCACACACACAUGCACAUACAUGCACAUGCAGACUACCUAUCUGACCACAAGUGGGCAGCAAACAGCAGCAGUUUGGAAUAAGUGACUGCUGAUGUAAGAUUCAUGGAGUCUCUCAACAACUAGUAUUAUCUUCCCCGGUUUCUUCUCCUGUUUCGUAGCUGUACACUAUGACAUGUACCACACUAACACUUAGGCCAGGUGAAUCACGACUUCCUACCACCGCUUCUGUCUAAACUUGACCCAGACUACCUCAUUCCUCGGACCGUUAGGCUAGCUGUGCCCUGCAGGUGCCUUUGAGGUAGAGAGCCCUCUGUUAGCAGUUGCACAUUUUACUAGGAGGGUGAUUAUUGAGGGCCAUACAGCUUCCUGCUUUCUUUUAAAGAAUAUUCAUCACACAUACUGUACACUAAGUUUAACAUUGUUGCCCCGUCAUCUAGCUUACAGAAAUGGGAUAACUAAAUCUUACGUCUCUUCUUCUUAGUUUGAAUUCUGGAUCUAGGAACAAUAGUUUUAUAUUCUUAUUAAUAGGUAUUAUUACCUAAGUGACAAGUCGACUUGAGGUAAACAAAAGCACAUAAUGUAAAUAUGGUGUGUUACUGUAAUGACUGGACAAAGUGCAGAUAGUUGUGGCCAUCAGUAGGUGGUUGUGUGGUGGUGGAUCCUAUCAGUUUAUAUUCCUUUGCCUUAAAGUGUUAAAGUGGCUAAACCGGCUCAUUUCACUUUUGUAUACAUUGUAAUGUUUUGCACUACAAUCCAUCUUACCUAGUUAAGGUUACAUGCAGAAGUACACGAUUUGUACUUAGUAAAGAUCAGUGUUGCCUCUGUAGUGGCCAUUCUGAAUUCCUCCACGGCCUGUUGAAGUGGGAUGGAGAUGCAAUGAGAGAUGGUAUUGGUGUUUUUACAGGGGCAUUCUCUAUGUGUGUUACUGGCUUUUUAAAGGGAGUAGAGACAAUAAGUUGCUUGUAGACACACAUAGUUUCUGCCUUUGUUUUGGUUUUGUUACAAAUAUGGCAAAAUGUUUAGUUUUGUCUCUGAAUUCAGAUACAGCUUAAAGGAGAAUGUCUAAGUAUCUCUUUUUGGGGGAAAAGUGCAGAAAGGUUUGUUCAGUAUUUGAAAGACUUUGGAAACUUUGAUCCCCUCAUAUCUACUCAUUUUGACAGGCUGUUAUUGCAGAUUUGAGUCUAGUUUUAUUACAAAUUGAUAGAGAAAUGUCUUCACAUGCUUGAAGAGGAUGUUUGUAUUUUUAUGAGGAGGUCAGAAGGUUUUAUUUAUGAUACGGCAGUUUGUUACAGACCAGUAUGGGUGUAUCCCAUUCCUUGUGCAUUUUUUCAAAAACACUAGGUAAUGCAUGUUAAGCCCUCCUGUGUUCAUGGAUGGUAAUAAACAUUUAAUUCUUCCAUCUUUUUUUGUUAAAUUAAUGCAAUAUUGUAGCACCGUGAGUGUUUCUGUUUUGUUUUUACGUGUAAGGAAGAGCCCACCUGAUCUAAAAUGACCUAAACUGACUUGCUAUUGGUUAAGUAGAUUUUUUGUUGAAUUUUUAUGUUAAGGUCAAGCUUCUGUGGACUUGAAGUGGCACAUGAUGUAUUAUAACAAAUUAGUUGUUUCACACCAAA